AUGGAGAAGCUCUUACAAUGGUCAAUUGCCCAACAAUCUGGGGACGCAGAAGCUAUUAAGAAAAUCGGGAAACCAGAUGAACAAACCCUUGGUCAAUUGUUUGGUGCUCCUGAUGAAGCUGCUCUUAUGAAGGAAGCUGUGACUGUGGCAGUACUGAAAGAGUCCACUGUUGAAGCCAAAGAAAUUGCUUUAGAUAAUUUUGAAAUGAUGAUUGAGAACUUGGAUAAUGCCAACAAUAUUGAAAACUUGAAGUUGUGGACUCCUUUACUUACUUUAUUAAAGUCAGGAGUUGAUGAUCUGUUGAGACUACUUGUUUGUGGAAUAAUUGGUAUCGCAGUUCAGAAUAACCCCAAGACUCAGCAAGACUUUCAUCUCCAUCCAGAAGGAAUAGCGGAGUUGAUCUCAAUUGCCCAAACUUCAGAAAAUAAAACACUUGUAGUGAAAUCGCUAUUUGCUAUCUCCAAUUAUAUCCGUAACUUCAAGCCUGGAUAUGAGGAAUUCGACAAAUUGAACGGAUGGUCUGCUUUGAAAUUAUGUCAAGGCCAAGAUAAAGCAAACCUUAGAGUUCUUGCCACCAUUUCUGCUAUUCUUUCCAUAGAUAGAGAUGCUAGCGGGAAGGAUUUGAAAAUAAUUGAUCACAUCAAGGAACACCACUUGGUGAAUGAAAUGAUAGCUUUACUCACACCUAAUGGGAAUGUCAAUACAGUUGAUAUGGCAUUAAACAUAAUUGCUCAAUUGGCUGCAAUUAAGGAUUUCUCCUUUUCAAAGGAAGAGUUGUCUAGUAUCUCCAAUGGUUUAAAAAGCAUCGAACCCAUCAAAGAAAGAUUGAACAAUGAUGACUUUAAUUCUGUUGAACAGGUGAAAUAG
Messenger RNA from Lizanozyma spartinae, 867 nucleotides. RefSeq lists its product as uncharacterized. Lineage: Eukaryota; Fungi; Ascomycota; Pichiomycetes; Serinales; Debaryomycetaceae. Bases 1 to 867 code for a protein of 288 amino acids. The record is from RefSeq and is a predicted model, not a curated record. The transcript has a single exon.